Lepisosteus oculatus (spotted gar) is the source of this 2161-nucleotide messenger RNA. It is a transcript of the gene slc16a7, whose product is annotated as solute carrier family 16 member 7. Gene Ontology annotation, molecular function: monocarboxylic acid transmembrane transporter activity. Gene Ontology annotation, cellular component: plasma membrane. Gene Ontology annotation, biological process: transmembrane transport; monocarboxylic acid transport. NCBI's taxonomy places the organism in Eukaryota, Metazoa, Chordata, Actinopteri, Semionotiformes, Lepisosteidae. The record is from RefSeq and is a predicted model, not a curated record.
AAGGAUUUGACCACACACAAACUCCCCCUCUAUCGCCAAGUAUUUUAAGUAGCUUUAGCGUUGUUGAACGACGUGAAGUCCCAAGGUUAUAAAACAGUAGCGACUCCAGAAGCCGGCAAAGAAAGCCACGUGAUUUAAACUUGAAAAAAGUGAGAUCGAACGUUGUAGCAGAGAGAACCAUCUGAGGAUCUGGAGCGUAACUCAUACGUCUUCCAUUCAUAAGAGGAUCUUCCUGACAAAAAACAAAGCCAUGCCACCUCCCACAUCUACAAAUUUGGGAUAUACACCUCCAGAUGGCGGAUGGGGGUGGGUUGUGGUAUUUGGGGCCUUUGUUUCUAUUGGAUUCUCCUAUGCCUUCCCAAAGGCCUUGACAAUUUAUUUCAAGGAAAUCCAGGAAUAUUUCUCCACUUCAUACAGUGAAAUAGCCUGGGUGUCUUCCAUCAUGCUUGCAUCUAUGUAUGCUGGAGGUCCUGUCAGCAGUAUCCUGGUGAACCGCUAUGGCAGCAGGCCUGUUGUCAUCACUGGUGGAGUUAUGUGUGCAAUUGCUAUGGUAACUGCAUGUUUUGGCAGUACCAUUAUGCAUUUGUAUAUGUGCGUUGGAGUCAUUGGAGGUCUUGGCCUCGCCUUCAAUCUUCAACCAUCUCUGACAAUAAUUGGAAAAUACUUUUUGAAAAGAAGACCAAUUGCUAAUGGCCUUGCUAUGGCAGGAAGUCCAGUUUUUCUCUCUACCCUGGCCCCCCUCAAUCAAUUCCUGUUUGAUAAUUUUGGCUGGCGCGGAAGUUUCUUCAUACUGGGAGCGUUGCUGUUGAACUGCUGCGUCGCUGGAGCUCUAUUUCGGCCUAUCGGAGUCCCACCUACAAAGCCUGAGCAAAAACAAAUUCAGAUGCCUGGUGGAACUAAGAGUGAAAAAUGCGAUAAUGACUGUUCAGCUGAAAUGAUCAACCCACAUGCCGUCAGCUUAAUAAUUGGAAAGAAUCAGCAAGACAAGAACAGAUGCCUGGACAAGGUCAAUAAAUUCAUAGAUCUGUCACUAUUUAAGCACAGAGGCUUUAUAAUCUACCUCGUAGGAAACGUCAUCAUGUUUUUUGGCUUCUUUGCCCCCAUUGUGUUUUUAGCACCCUAUGCCAAGCAUCUGGGUAUUGAUGAAUACUCUGCCGCUUUCCUGCUGUCUAUCCUGGCCAUUGUGGACAUGAUUGCCAGGCCUGGGACAGGCUUGAUAGCAAACACUAAAUGGAUAAGACCCAAUAUUCAGUAUUUCUUCAGCUUUUCAGUAGCAUACAAUGGCGUCUGUCACCUCAUGUGCCCAUUGGCCACAGGGUACUCUGGACUAGUUGUGUAUGCGGUGUUCUUUGGCUUGGCAUUUGGUAUGGUCUGUGCCUUGCUUUUCGAAACACUGAUGGACCUGGUUGGAGCACAGCGCUUUUCAAGUGCAGUCGGACUUGUGACCAUUAUCGAAUGCUGUCCGGUCCUGCUAGGGCCACCGAUUGGAGGUGCACUGGUGGAUAUUUUUGGGGACUACAAAUACAUGUACUAUGUGUGUGGAGCCGUAAUGCUGUUUUCUGGGAUUUUCCUCUUCAUUAUGAACUUCUACAACUACAGGAUCCUGGCGAAAGAAGAGAAACAGAGACUUGAGAAAGAGAUGAAGCUGAAAGAAAUUGGGGAUUUAACAGCUGCUGAGGAAGGAAACACCCUGGAGAAAGACGAAGAGGAGAAGCGGUCUCUGACAGAGGAGGAAUUCAACAAGAAAGCAAAACUAGAACCAAGCCAAGCCUAGAAACUGCAGACAGGCACCUGCUGAGGUGCUUACAGCACCAAGUCUAAGUUGGUGCCUUCGAACUGCAUGGAUGUAUAACAUGAUCAGACUACAUAAUAGUAGAUAUCUGUUGCUACUAAAAAUAUAUUUGCUAAUCAUGAAAAGAGCCUUAAUUUUCUGUGCCAAGUAUUUCAUUUAAGUAAAAUAAGUUGAUUGUCCUUUAUCUGGUAACCACAAUCAGGGUGGAGCGGUGGCUCUGUGGCUAAGGAUCUGCGCCUGUGACUGGAAUGUUGCUGGUUCAAAUCUUGCAGCCAGCGGAGGAAUUCUACACCGUUGGGCCCCUGAGCAAGGCCCUUAACCCCAACUGCUCCAGGGGCGCUGUACAAUGGCUGACCCUGCGCUCUGACC